AACAAUCUCUUAGCGGGUCUGUAUUCCUUGACUGUAGCCGCUCUUUAGAUGAGGCUCAUUAAAUUUUGACUGAUUGCGCAUACAAGUUGUAUUGUUAGGAUUCGGUUGACGGCGCAACGUAAACAUUUCCGGUGCGGGAUGUUAUACGUUUGAAAUAACAAACGACAUUCUCCAAGUAAUGGGUAUCGACGGUAUGAGGGUUGGUGGAAGCCGAUGCCCUCCCCUUCUCGUUGGAGGACUUAUUUUAGCAUGUUUAAUGCUUAUUUGUAAUUGGUGGACCCUGUCUUCCGAAAAUCUCGAAUUAUUACGCCAAAUCGAUGAGCUGAGUGAACAACUGAAAAUCAGUGCGGAAGAGAGGGAUCAAUGUGUUACAUUACGUGGAAACUUGGAGGACCGAUUUAAACGAGCUAAAGAUGAGAUAGCUUCCUUACACGUUCAUCUAGAACAACAAAGCAAAUUGAAAAAGCGCACUGAUGAGUUAGAAGAUUCUAUCACAGUAUGCAAGAGUGAACUCGAUUCGUUAAACAAACUAGAUGCAACAAAGACGGCAACAUUGGAAACUUUAAGAUUGGAAAAGGAUACCAUAUCGACGCAAUUAGGGGCCAAAAAGGAAGAGAAUAAGAAAUUACAAGAGGAAUUGGACAGGAUUCAGGAUGAACUGAAGAAACUCAAAUCAACAUAUAGUUCACCCUCUGAAAAGGAGCAUCGGAUGUUACCGCAAUCAAUAAAAACAAUCGUAAACAAGCCUCAGUUGGGUCCUGUCGCAGAGGCAGCGGUAAAAAUAUCCAGCUCCGGCGAAAGGGGUUUGAAGUUUCAUGGAAUUCCAAUACUACCGCGAGAUCCACCUGGUGCAGUGCGUCAAGCUCCUCGUCUGUCAGUAACCAUGAUGAGAGAUCGAAAUGCUCACAGGAAAGAAUUGUUCGAUUAAAAUUCAAAUGUCUUCAAGAUAUUUCACAGUACAUAUUGUGGACAUCCUGUACAAUACAUGUGUACGUCCAAGUAUUAGGUGCAAUGAGUUUUAUCCAAUCAAUUGUAUGGUGUAUCUAUUUCCAAAUAAGUAAUAUACUUUCAUUUUUACGCAAUUGCUAUGUAAAAAUAGAAAUCGUGUAGUGUUAUAUUUUGACGUAUUAUUUGAGAUCGGUUGAAUAGUGUAAUAUAAACGUUAAAAUAAUAAGAGAGAUUGUACAAAGCCAUAAAUAAUGUUUUUGCUGGAUAUUAUACUGUGAGUUGUAAAUUCCAUUUCAUGAAUAUUAGAUUUUUUUUAAUUUUUAGGAUUGAUUUUAGGACUAGACAAUACGUUUUUCAGUGUGUAUACUAAUCUGAUGAACUUUUGAAAUGCCAUUUGGACCCAUGACAGAUUUUCCUAGAAGUAAUUGUUUUAGUGAAUAU
This is a messenger RNA of Orussus abietinus, 1389 nucleotides long. RefSeq names its product Golgi membrane protein 1. The coding region runs from base 179 to 928 and encodes 249 amino acids. The transcript has 4 exons. The record is from RefSeq and is a predicted model, not a curated record. NCBI's taxonomy places the organism in Eukaryota, Metazoa, Arthropoda, Insecta, Hymenoptera, Orussidae.